Lampris incognitus (smalleye Pacific opah) is the source of this 3155-nucleotide messenger RNA. RefSeq names its product torsin-1A-interacting protein 2-like. Lineage: Eukaryota; Metazoa; Chordata; Actinopteri; Lampriformes; Lampridae. The transcript is spliced from 6 exons. The coding region runs from base 516 to 2084 and encodes 522 amino acids. The record is from RefSeq and is a predicted model, not a curated record. Gene Ontology annotation, biological process: membrane organization. Gene Ontology annotation, molecular function: ATPase activator activity. Gene Ontology annotation, cellular component: membrane.
AUUUCAUUUUUAAACAGAUUGUAGUCAUUUUUUUUACACAGUUCUAUGUAGUUUUGCUUCUUGGAGGGCCGCGUAGCUGCGCUUAGAGGAAAAAAAUAUAGAUAAGCUGCGUGGAUCAGCAGCACAAUGCCUCCGUGGUCAGUGUAGCAGCUUGAGUUGAUUGAAAUGGACGCGUUGUGCUGCAGCAGACGUGUUGUGCUGUGCCCGUGCCUGGUGUAUUUAGGCCGUAAGAUUCAACUCCACACCCCUCAGAUGUAGAGAGACAUAGAAAGCAACAUAUUUAGAUUGGAUUAUGACAACUGAUGAGUAAGUGUAAGUCAUUAAUUGAGUUGGUUCUGUAAUUAUGGCAGCACAGUGGCCCAGUGAUUAGCACUGUUGCCUCACAGCAAGAAGGUCCUGGGUUCGAACCCCAGGCCGUCCCAGGUACUUUCUGUGUGGAAUUUGCAUGUUCUCCCCAUGUCUGCGUGGGUUUCCUCUGGGUGCAUUGGUUUCCUCCCGCCAUCAAAAAGACAUUCAUGUUAGAGUUAAUACUUCUGCCUGUGCUCCUGAGCAAGGCAAUGGAAAGAAGAACUGGAGUUGGUCCCUGGGUGCUGCAUGGCGACUGUCCACUGCUCCUAUGGGAUGGAUUAAAUACAGAAAACAAAAUUCAUGCCAGUGUUCAACUGACAGAUCCUCCUUCGAAUCCUGGCGGUGCCGUUCAGGGCAACAACCCGCUCAUCUCUCAGGCUUCUAAGAAAAACCACAGUGAUGGAAGUUCAGCGACACUCAAGAGAGGGGAGCCAAGCAUGCAACCUGAUGAAGGUUCUAACCAUGAAGAGGAGGAGAAAGAACCGGAGAAUGGCCCUUCACCUAACGAGGAUGACCCAUUAGACGGUGACAAAACUCAACCUGAAAAACCUAAUGAGGAUGACGGUGACAAAAGUCAACCUGAAAAAGCACCACCAGGUGCAAACAAGGCAGAAAGUGGAGCGGGAGGAGGUGACUGUAAGGGAGUGGAGAAGGAUCCAAAGGAAUUCUCACCAGAGACGCCAUCUCCUCAAAACCAUACUACGGAUAAAAAGGUCAUUGAGAGAAUUGAAGUUGAGACACUUGCCCCUGAAGAAAAGGCUACUCCACCUGUAAAUCCAGAGGGCGCUGGAGUUCUUGGAGGUGACUGUAAAGGAGUGGAGAAGGAUUCAAAGGAAUUCUUGCCAGAGACGGCAUCUCCUCAAAACCAUACUACGGAUAAAAAGGUCAUUGAGAGAAUUGAUGAAGUUGAGACACUUGCCCCUGAAGAAAAGGCUACUCCACCUGUAAAUCCAGAGGGCGCUGGAGUUCUUGGAGGAAAUGGAAAAUACUGGGUACCCGUGGUCAUAGUGGUGAUUAUUGCCAUCCUGGGGCCCAUCUUCCAGCCUCAGUCUCAGCCUGAGAAGAAGGAUAUAGGGCCGGUAGACAUCUUCCUCCAGGAGCUGGACAGGAUGAAGACUCAAUUCCCGAACCAGCAUCUGGAGCUGUGGAGGAGGAGCCGGAUCCACCUGAUGACGCACCUUCAGACAGACCACCCCACAGAGCCGGUCAGCCUGAUGCUGACCGCCGGCCAUAGUGCUGAAAGGACUCUGCACUGCCUGGCCAAGGGCCUAGCCUCUGCUUUUUCCUCUGCCCUCAAGGCCUCCGUCCUCCACAUUGACGGAGCCAGCAAGGCCAACCAAGACAGCGACCAGGUUAAGCUGGAUAUUGACAGCCAGUUGCAGAAAGCCUUUGAGGGCAACAAGCCUGUGGCUGUCAUCCACCGUUUCGAGGAGCUUCCUCCAAGCUCCACCCUCAUCUUCUAUCGCUACUGUGACCAUGAGAGCGCGGCCUAUAAGGGAGUCUCUCUGAUCUUCACAGUGCUGUUGACAGACAAGGACAAGAUUCCUGCCCAGCUAGGUUUGGGCGCCGUGGAGGAGAUGGUGGAUGACCAUCUCCAAAGGAAGUUUCUCACCUUCGGGGACCCCAUCGCCUUCAACAGGAUGGACCCGAACAAAUAUGGUGGCCUUUGGAGUCGCAUAUCCCACCUGAUCCUGCCUGUGGUGGCAGAGGAGAGGACAGAACAAGCUGGAUGCUGAGGAAUACAAGGAAGUUAAUGCUCCUGUCUGAAAUCUCCUAUUCCAAGCAUCAAACUACUGCCUUUUAAAUCCGAUCCCCCACUGUGCUUUUUAUGUCAUCUUGAAGAUGGCACCUAGAGUUUUAAGUUCAAGAUGUCCUUAUGUUUUAAGGCAUACAGUCACUCACUACAGAUGUAAAGAAGCCACUCAGAGCUACAAUCCUGAAGAUUCACAUUCAAAUAGUUAUCCUCUUGGAUAUCUGGCAUAGUUAAGACAAAAACUAACCAACACGUGUCAAAUAUUGUAGUGGCUCGUUUUAAUAAUGGCUAUCUGGUAGGACUUUCCCAAGAAGAAUUAAUCAUCACAUCAUGUUUUACUUCCUCACCGCUGCAGCCAGACAUGGGGAUAACAGGCGAGGUAGCAGCAACUUAAGAACAGAUAAAGUUCUUCUGGCAGACUUGCCUCGUAGAAGAACUGAAGAAGAGAUAAAGUUCUUCUGGCAGACUUGCCUCGUAGAAGAACUGAAGAAGAGAUAAAGUUCCUAUGGCAGACUUGCCUUGUAGAAGACCUGAAGAAGAGGUAAAGUUCCUCUGGCAGACUUGCCUCAUAGAAGAACUGAAGAAGAGGUAAAGUUCCUCUGGCAGACUUGCCUUGUAGAAGACCUGAAGAAGAGAUAAAGUUCCUCUGGCAGACUUCCCUCGUAGAAGACCUGAAGAAGAGAUAGAGUUCCUCUGGCAGACUUCCCUCGUAGAAGACCUGAAGAAGAGAUAAAGUUCCUCUGGCAGACUUCCCUCGUAGAAGACCUGUACCGACACAUACUACAUGUAUCGCUAAAAUUCUGUUUCAGAUGUUGUUUUUUUUGUUGUUUUUCAGAAAUUCAUUGCAAACUGUCUCGUUUCUACUGGAGUUUCAGGGUGUAGGUAGAGUGGGCAGCCACCAAUUCAUUUACCAAUAUCAUGAGUGUCAGUAAUUUCCCCUCGGGGGUGAAUAAAGUAUUUCUGAUUCUGAGUCUGAUCCUCAGGAAUGUGGCUUUAGGAGCAAUGAGAUGGACUACAAAAUCUGUUUAUAAAAAAUCCUGUGUACAUUCACCAU